Messenger RNA from Chara braunii, 5554 nucleotides. NCBI's taxonomy places the organism in Eukaryota, Viridiplantae, Streptophyta, Charophyceae, Charales, Characeae. The record is from the annotation of a GenBank genome assembly.
CGUCAGGAGUCAGUCAGAGUGGUUCUUGAGUUUCCAUUAGCCAAAGUGCUGGCUUACAAGUCAGCCAGCAGGCUCAACUCACGCCGAAGGAUUAUGAGAUCCUCCAAGCAAAAGAACUUCAGGAUGAGUUGCAGCGGUAGUUGGACGAAGCAGAGGAGAGGAGAAGGAGAGCUAUAAUGAGGAAAGCUAGACUAGGUAGUAGAUUGCAGGAGCUAGGCAAGCUAGAAGCACUAGAUGAGUCCACAUUAGAUCCCGCUAUGCAAGCACUGCGGAAUUCGCUCAUGUGUGUCGCGGAGACGCAGGUUGUUCAGCAGGAAGUGUUGGCUGAACUAGUGGCAGGCCAGAAACGAAUUCUGGUUGCACUACAGGCUCCUCGUCCAGUGAUGAGGCAGCCUCGAUUUGGUGUAGCUCCCCCUUCGGGUGCGGGUCCAUCAGUGACGCCGUCGCCGGUAGGGCCUUCAUUCUCACCUAUGUUUGGUAUGCCCCCUCCAGGUGGUUAUGUGGCAACUAGUGGUCGGGUCCUUAGUGUCUCAGUCGUAUCAUCGACGACAGUGGUUACUACAGUCCCACUGUCAAGCCAGGCGGAGGCCCAGACAUUGGAAGAGUUCGUACGGUUCGUGUACAAUAGGUGGCAUGACCCUCAAGGGGCCCAAAAGGCCAUAGAUACGAUUAACAGUCCUGGUGCCAAAAGGUACAAGAAUGUUAGAGAGCUCACGGAUACCGUAGAACGUCUGCUCGUAGUACCUGGUGUGCGCUAUGAUCAGCAGGUACUUACGGCUUACCUUAGAUGUCUACCUUCAGAGGUUAGGACAAAGCUGGUAGACGAGGCCUAUGUCGAACAACACAACUUCACUUCAUGCAGCAAGAAGGCCUUGGACAUAGAGGCAAAAUUGGGAUCUGCGCAUCAGAGUCAGGGAGAUGGUAGGAAGAAGAGACUUCCCCAAAACUGGAAGAAGAAGGGUCAGUUAAUGUUCGUUGACCACGAUGGUCAAACGACGGAGAUUGACGAGUUCCCAAAUUUAGGGGAUGAGACAGAGCAUGAUGGGGCCGGCGAGACUUCGGAUGGGGGAGUCGUGGCACCCAUCAAGGAAAAGGCUAGGGGGACCGCGAAGAAGAAGCACGCGAUGAACAUGAUAUUUCAUGAUUACUUAGACAAGUUUAUCGUCGUGUACCUCGACGAUAUUCUUAUCGUUAGUGGGACUGUAGAGGAUCAUAUUGAGCACUUGAAAAUAGUGCUAGGUCUCCUAAGACAGCACCAGUACAAGGUUAUCUUCGAGAAAUGCGAGUUCGAUUGCUCCAAAAUCUUGUACUUGGGUCAUGAAAUCUCAGCGGAGGGAUUGAGGCCAGAUGAUGCUAAGGUGGCCAGCAUGGGACUUGUUCUCUUUGGAAGCAGUGACAUCAUGAAAAGACUGGUUCAUAUCAUGCAUGACGAGAAUGAUUCGCACACGAUCACAAUCACAGCCAGUGAGAGGGCACUAUCGCAAAGCUGCAACCGUGUGCCUAGCUCAGUGGUUUGCAAUUUUAUUUUGCUCCAAAUGGUGUGUAUCAUCAUAUUCUUUGCGAUAUCGCGAACUUCUUGGUCAGUAAUCUCGAUGCUGCUGCUGGUCGUGCUUCUGAUUCUCCGGCAAUGGAUUCUUUCCAGGGCCUUCUGCCCAGACGACCUGGAAUAUUUGGAUCGUCCUGCCCUCUAUUUUCACCUCGGGGUUGAUUCACCCAAUGCGGGAUAUGCUGAUAUCAACAAUCCGGUACUGGAACCCAGCCCUCUUGGCAUCCUUUCUCCUCCGGUGGACCAUCCAGGCCAUGGUUUUGACGGGGGAACGGCUUCGUACCAGAAUGCUGCACCAGUGCAGGAUGCUCUGGCCUCGGGCACUGCCCAUUCAUCUCACUCUGUCCCACUUAUGUCUGCAAGCGAGUACUACAGUCACCAGCGGCUGGAGCGGGUUCGUGAGUCAAGGCCACGGCGGACUGCAGGGCACAGCACCAAACGACGAAGAAUCACUCACCCAGAUCCUGAUAUUGGGAGCACCAUAACUUCUGGAGUUCGAAGCCAGUUUGCUGUUACACCUGAUGGCGACCCAGGCGAUGUUCAAGGUUCUACACGGGUGCACAUUAGGGCCCUCCGACGACGGAUAAGAAAGAAUAGGAAGUUUUCGCAUGGUAUUGCCAAAUCAGCCAAUCGGGCACACUCAUGGGAAUUCCCUAUUAGUAAUGGUGCUCCAGGAUGGUCUCCAUACAGUUCAGAGGAACUGAGAAAUGUUUGUGACCCCUUGCGACAGAGAAGAUUUGCUCACAGUGUAGCACACCAUACGUCAAAGGUGUUUCAGCUACAUUCGCCAUCUGCACCAAGCUCUGCACGAAAGGUUGUGCUCACACCUGCGGGAGGACCUGGGAUGACGGCCACCCCAGCAGUAACAGGGGACCCACACUAUCAGGCAGAGGAUGCAGAAGAGACUGUAAUCAAGCAGAAGAGGACACAGCAAGAAAAGGAGGCUGAAGGCAUCAGGGGACCUUGUGGGCCUCAGUAUGUUUCAGAGAUAGACGUGCUGACAAAGAAGCUGACUCCUAAGCACCCUGCUGAAAAGGAUGGCAAACAGGUUGCCGAUCGCAGCAGUGGCCUUGAGGGGCAGUUAGCAGAUGAUGUUGAUUCCUACGGGAGGGGAUGGUACACUAAUGUCUUGUAUGAGCCACGGAGACCCAUGCGGCGCUUGGACUCAUCGCCGCAGUCACCCACUACACUGUUACCCGAUUCAGGUGAGGAGUUUGUGUACUACUGCCCCCUCUAUAAGUCCGACCCUAAUGCACUUUCAUUGUCCUACGGGUCUGCCUCAUCAUGUGGUGAGGAGGGAGGUUCAGGGUCGCUGCGGUCAAACCUUGGUGGAAGCUUGAGCCAUGCCGAGAUCUUUCUCAAGGACAUGCUGAGGUGGGAUGGUGAGGACGAAUCAAGCUCCCACAGUGCACGGUGGUCCCAACAUCAGCUCCGUCAGUAUCCAUCACCACAGUCCUGUAACAUGUCUGCUAGCCCUGGGGAGGAUGGUCAAAAUCAUUUGACGCUUCCGGGCAUUGACUCUGGCAGUGAGAUGGAUGGGCUGCAUCCGGAUGAGCAACACACAUGGGCAACUCGAUAUUCUCCCUCGCCACUUGGCAGAGCACCUUCCUCUGGCCCAAUUCUGUCCAAUCGUCCCCAAUCCCAGUCUUCUUCUGCUCCUCGCGCGUCAUCCCCCCUUCGACGAGCAUCAUCUCCCCAUAUGCGGGUGCAGUCGCCUCGUGGUCAGUCACCAUCCCCACUAGCUCGUGCUGUGCUAAGCAGGUCGCCUGGUGGCAGUGGCACAAGGCUUCCUCCUAAAGCGAAGGUCAGUGCAGCAGGGAUGGACAGAUCAAGACUGUGGACUUACAGCCCCACUGUGCAGGGAGGUGAACAGGCUAGCCGGUCAAGCGCUGUACCUUGCCAGGGUGCGAAUGUUGCAGAAAAGGAAGAGGAUUCAGUGGGUGAAUCACCAAAGCCAUCAUGGUGGAAGCCCCCAGCCAAACCUUCUUUGGACUUCGUCAUGAAAUCCUUGAAUCCUCCUCCUAUUCGCAUUCGACUUGCUGAUUCUCUGGGAUCUGCGGUCGUAGACCCACCAGAGCUGGCGGCAGACUUUCGCUUGUCUCCAAGCCAGAGAACACAGGACGUGGAUGAAAGUGUUGGAUUUGAGGUGAGGUCCUGCCUUGGAGGCCAAACACCUGUCUGCAGUACCUUGUCAACUCCACACCACACUGCCAUAGCACGGAACUCACAUAUGUCUGGAUUCACCUUCCCCAUGAGGGAAAGAAAACAGGGUUCCGCACCUGCUGUUCCGCUUGGUCAUGAGGUUCACUCGCAGAGCAUACAGGCGAAGAAGUCAAGGCUGGCACAUGAGCAUGGACAUAUUGAAGAGAGUAUUCUCAUAAUGGAUCAGCUGGUUGGUAGAGAUUCUGAAGUCCCUUUGUCUGCUCAAGGGUGGCGGACUUGUCAGCCUGUUAAGGAAGGGUUGGUAGAAGAUUCCACCCAGCCACUCUUUUUGCCAGCAUGUAAGAAACGGGGAAAAGAAGCUCUUUGCGGAUAGUUCCCCUUUUUUCCUUUGGACUGCACCAAACUGCUAUCUUUAGCCAGCAUUUAAAUGAGAUUAUCUAUUAUGAAGGCUGGCUUGGGUAUUCAAAGAAUGACGAUGUGGAGGGAAGACAAUCAUGAUCGCCCGCAAAGUACAGAUGUGUUACGACUGUAAACAAUGAGAGUACAGGAGACGAUGCAGAGUGGAGGGAAGUGACGGACAUCAUGGGAGCUUAGCUUGGAUGCCAACCAUCACAGUCGCAAGGAAUACCAGGCUAUGAGUCCUGGACUCGUACAACAUGUGCAAGGAGGAGGUUGGAGAAGAGGAAGGCAAACAGGCUGAGGAGCUGGAAGGGCUGAGCAGACGCUGUAAUCGCCUCCAUGUUAUGUGAGCAGAAGAUCAAGUGACACAAGGAGGACAGGAUAACCUAAUCGGAGGGAGAGAUGUGGGUCCCGUCAGGGAACGGCAGGAAACAAAGCAUGUUAAGAAGGUUCACAGGAAGGACAGCACAGACCAUGGCAAAACUACAGGUUUGAAAAAUCAGGAAAAGGUAGGAGGGCUACGGCAGGUUGACAGAGGCCCUGCUGUUUUAUGAGGCAGACAAUGGGAUCUGUGAUGUCCCACUUAACUAGACGUAAUAUAUCAGUAGAGAGGAUUGCCAGGAGGUUAGGGAGGAGGAUUUUCUAAGCUUCUCUCUGGAUCCCAACCAUGGCAUGGAAAUGGCAUACGGAGUGAGCAUUUUCAGUAAAUUGUACGAUUGCUGGUGGAAAAAUGAACUGGGUAGUCCCCCCCAUCCGGAAUGGGGAUGGUGUAAGUUUCUUCAGAACAGAAAAGACAAUACUGGUCGUCCUAUGUAUCAGAUCCACUUAGACGACCAAUUUUUGCACUUGUCUACGUGUACUACUAGUGUUCCUGAGCCAGUCUGUUCCUAAGGUGGAGGGAGUGUCUGGAGGAGCACCAACAUAGAGGAUGGGGGUUGUAGACUUGUAGUGUGUUAUUUUUUUGUAAGCACCACGGCGCAGCAGCGGGAGGCGGGAUAGAGAGGCGAUAUGGCAGGGAGUUGUCCCAGUUGUUCAAUUUAUUUGCAGUUUUGUCUUAAUUAAACUUCUCUCUUGGACUCCAUGACAUGUAGUAGAAGAGCCAUAAAGUAGCAGCAUCAUUUAACGCACGAUUUGUAACCCUAAAAAUCUGUGCAGUUUUGACUGCUCACUAUGAUUUCCGAACCUUACCGUUGAUCUGAGUGUUGACAGUGACUAUGCUUGUUGGAGGUAAUGAUGAUGAUGAUGAUGAUGAUGAUUAUGGCAACAACGGAAAUGAUUGAUGAGGGGGGAUGACCAGAAUGAAAUAUUGAUGAUGAUGAUGAUGAUGAUGAUGAUGAUGAUGGCAACAACAACAAAACAAGGAUGAUGAUGAUGAUGGUGAUGAUGAUUGGGGGCAUGCUGCUGAUGCAAUUGGCACAGUUGGGUUAAUGAAAGUUCAUUCAACAU